GUUUGGAUUGUCAGCACUGUCACACUUGUAUCAUUUUUUUGUUGUCAUUGAAAUUAGUAAUUAACUUUUUUCGAUUUUAAAUGCRAAAAUGCCGCCAACAAAACAAUUAAAUUUGAAUAUUGAGGUAGACGUUUUAACCUCAGGUUCAGCAGCAGACGUAGUAAACUCAAUCCUAGAGUUUCUGCUAUUCCAAAGAAACCAAAUCCCAUUCGUUUACAGCACUUACAAAUACUAUGUCGGAUUAUGGACAGAUGAAAUAGAACGUACUGCCAAUGGCAACAUGGAAACUUGUACGCAAUCUGGACAAUAUUCAAGCGGCCUUCACUCCUAUCAAUUASAGCGACAACGUGAGCAGGCUCUUAGAACUAAAGAGGCAAUAAGUGCAAUGCGUGAGCUGAUUAGAAAGUCAUUCGACAAUAAUAAUGUACGUAGCUUAAGAUUUCUAUUUGGACCAACAACUUUUACAGCAAAGGAAGCAUACACAAUUCACAUACCAAUCGAUUCAAUAUCGCGAUUGCAUUCCCAUCAUCAACACCGCAUUCCACAUGCUCGACUAAAUCAAACAUUAAUCUCACUAUUAACCAGUGAAGAUCUGUAUGGCAUUUUCUCACAUAAUCUUUGCCCAACCAACUUGUAUCUUGAAAUGGAGUUAUUAUGUGAAGAAGGCAUUUUAAGGGACACUUGUUCAAAAACAGAGUUACUACCAAAAGACAUAUAUCAGUUGCCUCCAAGUUGUAAGGAUAUUCAUUUUCACUUGCAGCAUUCACCAUUACCUAUACCGAAUGAAAACGAGACAUUAAAUUGUUGUAAGGAGAUUGAAGUGUUUGAAGGUGUGAUGUCUCUUAAUAUAAAUGAUAGUGAAAAUAGAAAAAGCGAUUAUGGUUGCAAAAAACAUGUUCAGCUCUUGCCAACUUGGUGGGAAGCAGAUGUUUUAGUGCAAGGAUUUAAAGAGAAACCAAUAAAAGGCUUGAGCAUUUGGACAAAAUAAUUAUUAUAUUAAGACAGAUAUAAUUAAAUUUAUUAACGAGCGGUCUAGAUAAUUUGUUUUGAAAUU
Bactrocera latifrons is the source of this 1054-nucleotide messenger RNA. RefSeq lists its product as uncharacterized. The transcript has 2 exons. Gene Ontology annotation, cellular component: nucleus. Gene Ontology annotation, biological process: regulation of exit from mitosis. Bases 89 to 988 code for a protein of 299 amino acids. Lineage: Eukaryota; Metazoa; Arthropoda; Insecta; Diptera; Tephritidae. The record is from RefSeq and is a predicted model, not a curated record.